Acanthopagrus latus (yellowfin seabream) is the source of this 1490-nucleotide messenger RNA. RefSeq names its product GTPase IMAP family member 4-like. Lineage: Eukaryota; Metazoa; Chordata; Actinopteri; Spariformes; Sparidae. The transcript has 3 exons. Bases 423 to 1490 code for a protein of 355 amino acids. Gene Ontology annotation, molecular function: GTP binding. The record is from RefSeq and is a predicted model, not a curated record.
UGAAAUCAUUGCAGCUUAAAAGUUGUUGAGAACCCUGAAAAAAACUCCAUCCAUAUACAUCUAAACCUGGAUACAUUAAAUCAUGUUGUUCUAGUUUCAUUUGACAGAGGGAGCAGUCGGCAGUAUUAUGUAAGGUUGAAAAGAACUGCUGCUACUUCCUGUAAAUGGUGGAGGGAGGGGUGAGCAGAGCUACCAAAGCACCGCCUUGUUUUUUCUAUACGGGGUGUCUUUAUCCUAUAACAGGGUUCGGUGGGUUCAGAGCUUACGUUCAGUUUCAGUUUCAUCUUGAUAAGAGAGCAGUGCAGCUGUUACUGGGUGUGGUCUGGUGAACAUAUAAAAGCAUCUGCAGUUUCUUGCAGACAUUCAGAACUCUGCUUCUUCAUUUAAACUGCAGAAUCUUCUCUGUGCUCUUUGACUCAAACAUGGCCAGCAAGUCUUACAACCCAGACAUGACUGACAACUCGGGACAGAUCAUAACAAAUAACAAGCAGCUGAGGAUAGUGAUGGUGGGGAAGACUGGAGCUGGGAAGAGUGCUGCUGGAAACACCAUCCUGGGACGAAAGGGCUUUGAAUCAAAGUGCACGUCUAAGUCUGUGACUGUUGACUGUUUCAAGCAUGAAUGUGUGAUAGAUGGGCAACAGAUUGCUGUCAUUGACACUCCGGGCCUGUUUGACAACAGGUUUGAGGUGAUUAAAACAGUCAAAGAUGUGAGCCAGUGCAUUCAUUUCUCUGCUCCUGGACCCCAUGUGUUUCUGGUGGUCAUUGGUGUGGGCAGAUUCACUGCAGAGGAAAAGCAGACGGUGCAAAAGAUUCAAGAAAUAUUUGGCCAGGAUGCAGACAGAUACAGCAUGGUUCUCUUUACUCGUGGUGAUGAUCUUGAAGAAACGACCAUCGAGAAAUUCAUAAAUGACGACACCGACCUUCAAGAACUUGUGGCCAGAUGUAACAACCAGUACCACGUCUUCAACAAUAAGGAGAAGAAGGAUCGCUCACAGGUCAAUGAGCUGCUCCGGAAGAUCAGAGAUGUAGUGCAGAGGAACGGAGGAAGCCACUACACCAACGAGAUGUUCCAAAAGGCCGAGAGGAAAAUCGAAGAGGAGAAACAACGCAUCCUGAAAGCAAAAGAAGAAAAAAUACGAAAAGAGAGAGAGGAACUGGCGAAGGAACUUCUGAAAGAACAUGAAAAAAACAUGAAGAAAAUGCAAGAGCAACACGAGGCUGAGAGAGAGAAGGAGAGGAAAGAGAGAGAAGAAGAGAGGAGGAGGGUGAAGCAGGAGAUGGAGGAGCAGAGGCAGAGAGAGAAGGAGGAGAGAGAAGCAGAGAGAAUCAGAAUAAAAGAGGAGAUGGAUAAGGAGAGACAGAGGGAGAAGGAAGAGAGAGAAGCAGAGCGAAUCAGAGUUAGCCAGGAGAUGGAGAGACAGAAAAGGGAGAUGAAUGAGGAGAGACGAAGGGAGAUGAUGGAGAGAGAAAUCAGCCAACAGCAUGUUUAA